This is a messenger RNA of Brenthis ino (lesser marbled fritillary), 261 nucleotides long. The record is from the annotation of a GenBank genome assembly. NCBI's taxonomy places the organism in Eukaryota, Metazoa, Arthropoda, Insecta, Lepidoptera, Nymphalidae.
AUGACAAUGCAGAAGGAUAAGACGAGUUAUCGUGGUAAGCGGAUCAAGUGGCGUGCGAUGCCGUUGGCGACCAUUAAAAUAAUCAAUGCCCGCGAAAUAUUGAGGGCUCCCACUAAUGACAUCGCGAAAACAAAGCAAUGGGGUCUUGCCGGUACUGCAAGAUUGAAUUGGAGUAGAGCUCGAAACAGCGCGAUGGUUAGAGGGCGCGUCAGAUUGAAUGAACCUGUGAUAGGAAUGGAGUUGUAUGCAACAAAGCUGAUG